UCAAUGUCGUUGUCAAAGAAGCAGUUUUAUAUUUAUAGCGUGCGUUGUUUAUGUGGUGAAAUAAAUUUGUAAUUUUUAAAAAUGCCGAAGUAUUAUUGUGAUUAUUGCGAUACUUAUUUAACACACGAUUCGCCUAGUGUUCGAAAAACACACUGUACAGGGCGUAAGCAUAAAGAUAACGUUAAGUUUUACUAUCAAAAAUGGAUGGAGGAACAAGCGCAGCAUUUAAUUGAUGCUACUACGGCGGCCUUCAAAGCUGGCAAAAUAGCACAAAAUCCAUUUGGUGGUAAAGGUGCAGCAAUACCACCACCUUGGGAUCCAUCAGUAAUGGGACCUGGAGGGCCCAGGCAACCAGUUCCUGCACCUGGUGGGCCGCCUGGAAUGAUUCCACCACCUUCCAUGGGUCCAGGAGGGCCCAUGGCUCCUCCUAUGAUGAUGGGUCCACAUGGGCCUAUGCCGCCAAUGAUGGGCAUGCGUCCACCUAUGAUGGGACCUCUGAUGGGCCACAUGGGACCUAUGGGUCCUAUGGGACAAAUGCGACCUCCUAUGAUGAAUGGACCACCAAUGAACAAAUAGUGGACAAAUUUAUUGUGUUUAGAAUUAUUGUAAUAGAAGAACUGAUAGGGAAGUGAUGUGAUUAAAUAUUUGUAAAUUACUGUAAAUGUAUAAUACUUACAAACAUGUUUUUGCUAUUUAAAUUCAAAAUUAGCUGUUAAAAGACUAAUUAAUUAUUAAUUUUUUUUAUCAGUAGUAAAUUUUUCAAAUUAAAUGGUCAUUUCAUGUACUUAUGUAAGAACAUCAACAUAAAAAGUGUUUUCUAAUCAGCGAAACAAAUCUUGAUUCUAUGAAUUCAAAUAGAAUAAUUUUUUCAAUG
This is a messenger RNA of Zerene cesonia (dogface butterfly), 874 nucleotides long. It is a transcript of the gene snRNP-U1-C, whose product is annotated as U1 small nuclear ribonucleoprotein C. The record is from RefSeq and is a predicted model, not a curated record. Gene Ontology annotation, molecular function: zinc ion binding; pre-mRNA 5'-splice site binding. Lineage: Eukaryota; Metazoa; Arthropoda; Insecta; Lepidoptera; Pieridae. Gene Ontology annotation, cellular component: U1 snRNP; nucleus. The coding region runs from base 82 to 576 and encodes 164 amino acids. The transcript has a single exon. Gene Ontology annotation, biological process: spliceosomal snRNP assembly; mRNA splicing, via spliceosome; mRNA 5'-splice site recognition.